AUGGACUCGCCAAUACUACAACCACUCAAACCAGCCGGGAAACGACGGAGGCGAAUCAACCAAGCGAACCAGGACACCAUCAGAUGCUUCAUUUGUCAAGAAAAGUUUGCGAAAUAUACUUGCCCGAGUUGUAACCUCAGGUACUGCAGUGUUGACUGCUUCAAAUCCCAAUCCCACUCAGCCUGUUCCGAAUCUUUUUACAAAAACGCAUUGUUGGAAGAUUUUCAGCUUGAAGAUGGAUCGUCCAACGGGUCGGCCCUCAAUCUUCUCAGGCAACGGCGAUGCUCGAGAUCUUGA
Messenger RNA from Puccinia graminis f. sp. tritici CRL 75-36-700-3, 297 nucleotides. RefSeq lists its product as uncharacterized. The transcript has 3 exons. The coding region runs from base 1 to 297 and encodes 98 amino acids. The record is from RefSeq and is a predicted model, not a curated record. Lineage: Eukaryota; Fungi; Basidiomycota; Pucciniomycetes; Pucciniales; Pucciniaceae.